This is a messenger RNA of Asparagus officinalis (garden asparagus), 873 nucleotides long. RefSeq lists its product as uncharacterized. NCBI's taxonomy places the organism in Eukaryota, Viridiplantae, Streptophyta, Magnoliopsida, Asparagales, Asparagaceae. The transcript is spliced from 5 exons. The coding region runs from base 56 to 589 and encodes 177 amino acids. The record is from RefSeq and is a predicted model, not a curated record.
AUAAAAAAGAAAUUAAAAAAAAAUAAAUAGAAAAGAAGAAGGAGAAUCAGGAAAUAUGAGGAUGAUGGGCGAGUCGGGGUCUCCUUCAAUAAAUUCUACCCCCUCUUCAUCAUCAUCAAGCUCAAUUUUCUAUUUCUCGAUAUUUCACAAUUACCCUCUCAUCACUGCUGUUUUCGCCUUUGCCCUCGCCCAAUCCAUCAAGUUCUUCACCACUUGGUACAAGGAGAGACGAUGGGAUAUAAUGCAAUUUAUUGCUUCCGGAGGGAUGCCUUCUUCUCAUUCAUCGACAGUUACAGCUCUGGCAGUAGCUAUCGGUUGUCAACAGGGAUUUGAUGGUUCUGUAUUUGCCGUCGCAAUGAUAGUAGCAUGCGUGGUAAUGUAUGAUUCUUUUGGGGUUCGUUUGCAUGCUGGAAAGCAGGCAGCGGUACUAAAUCAAAUUGUAUAUGAACUACCAGCAGAACAUCCUCUUGCAGAAACAGGACCUCUACGUGAACUUCUCGGCCAUACUCCAUUACAGGUUGUUGCUGGUUCAAUUCUUGGUAUAGUUAUAGCUGUUUUCGGAUACUUGAUACACACUGGUUUGAAUUAAUCUUCAUUCUUUGCUUGGCAAGGAUACUUGAUACACUCAGACUGCCGGUAUUUCGGAGUAGGAAAAAACCUAGCUUCACCUUGAACUACACUGUGAUUUUUGUGAUUAAUACCGAUUGUAUAUGUUUUUGACCCUGUAAUUGGGCAGGUUAGAGGAUACGCCGUUUCGAUGAUAAAAUUUUUCAGUGGCCAAGUUUUAGUUGAGUAUAUGUAUCAGUCAAUUUUACUAAUGUAAAUAACAAUUCUUUACAUGCCUUAUGGCAAAUAAUGCUAAUGCAUUGUUCA